Molecule: messenger RNA, 1614 nt
Organism: Acaulospora morrowiae
Lineage: Eukaryota; Fungi; Glomeromycota; Glomeromycetes; Diversisporales; Acaulosporaceae
Source: the annotation of a GenBank genome assembly
AUGUCUAUUCAAAGUAUUUUCGAAUCCAUUAAACCCGUUAGUACCGUGGAUUUAUUAAUUUUAAUUUUCGCCACUUUUAUCUCUACCUACAUAUUCAACUUCUAUUACAAAUACUAUACUCGUCCCAACCCACUCCCUGGUCCACUUCCUUUACCAUUUAUUGGAAACGCACAUAACCAAGGCACCGAUAUAAAGAAAUUUUAUCAAGAAUGUCAACAAAAAUAUGGAGAUAUUUGUGAGCUGAUGCUCGAUCGCAGAUAUAUAAUUCUUUCACGGCCAGACUAUAUUAAAAAACUUUGUGCUCCUGCGCAAUUUUUCCAGAGACUUCCAGAUUCUCCAGGUUCAGUUGAAUUAGGAAUGCACAACCAUGGACUUUUCUUUAAUGAAGAUCAGAAUAGAUGGAAUCGUAAUAGACAGUUCUUUACCGAUGUAUUAUCAUCUAAAUUUAUUGAUGCAUCAAUAAUAACUAUACAUAAAAUAUACGAAGAAAUGGAUGAUUACUGGAAAUCCCUUGGAAAGCAAAAUACUUCAAAGAAGGAUAAUGAUGAUAAUAACAAUUGGACAUUAGAAACCGAUUUUUCAGCAUGGUUCCAUGGAUUUAUCAAUGACGUUACUUCAGUACUUUCCACUGGAAAACGCACGUAUUCAAUUGCAUCCUAUUAUAAUACACUAAGCAUUAACAAGUCCGAACAUCCUGAUGCGUUAGUCGAGGAUGGAAACAACUUUGUCAAUGCAUGCGUAAAAUUUCUUGAAAGUCUCUUGUUUUUCUCGUUCUUUAGCCCCUUUGCUAGGAAUUACAUUCCAAUACUCAGAGGCAAAUCAAAAGAUUAUUCAAAUAACCGUGAUUACCUGUUUGAAAAAUUGGAUAGCAUCAUUAAAAAGCGAAGAAUUGAAAUAGAAGAAAGGCCAGAAACAAGGGCGCAAACAGAUAUGCUUACUUCCUUAAUUACAACAGAAACUGUUGCUGAAGGAGAAAAUUUUAAUCCUAUGACAGAUUUGGACAUAAGAAUGAAUUUGGUAGAUGCUUUUUUGGGUGGAUCAAAUACUAGUGCAAACUUAUUCUGUUUCAUAACCUACUACCUUUGUAAACAUCCUAAUGUAAAAGAAAAAAUGCUUUCGGAAAUCGAUUCUAUUAUAUCUAAAUCCUCUGAUAAGUCUUACUUAUCAUGCGACAAUCUCAGAAAACUAAAAUAUUGUGAAGCUAUAAUUAAGGAAGCUAGCCGUUUAGUAUCACCGAUACCUUUUGUAUUUCGUCACACUAUUACUGAGUGUGAAGUUGGUGGAUAUAUUUGGCCAGCCGGUACAGAUUUUCAAAUAAAUUUUGAAGGAGCGCAUUAUCACCCUGAGUCUUGGGGUAAUCCCAAGAUUUUUGAUCCGGACAGGUUUUAUAAAAAUGAUGGUGAUAACGAUAGAUCUGCUUGGAUGCCGUUUGGUGGAGGUAAACGUAUAUGUCCUGGAAAAAAUCUGGCAACAAUCGCAAAUCUUUUAUUAAUGGUUUCAGUAUAUAAAAACUAUAAUGUUGAGUUAGUGAAUGAGCACGAACCAUUGAAAACUUUUAGUCAAAUAGCUACUACCUGUACAGAAUUGAAAGUUAGAAUUAGCCCUCGAACUUAA